AUGGCAAAUCCACGCCUUCCAUUCUUGUGGCCCAACUUCUUUCGCGCUGUGCGAGCCUGUGAACCAACAACAUACCGAUCUAUUCGCACCCCUCCUGCAAGCACAAAAUCCACCCGCAGAGCAAAAUUCCAUUCUUCAACCGGCCGGCGCCAGGAACCAAUCGUGCAGAGGUACGGUCAAGCAGCCACGCAAAAUCUGCCCCCUCCACCCAAACCGGACGAGGCUGCGGCCCCCUCGAAGGAGGAGGAGGAGGAGAAGUCAACCUCUACCUCCAAGGACACUCAACAGUCCUCUCGCUCUUCUCACAAGGACAGUCAAACCGAAGAACAUGUGGGACAAGAUGACCCUCAAGAUUCCAAUACUGCUUCCGACUAUAUCAGUGAAGCUUCCUUGUCAAAGAGCUCUGGACACGACGUGAAGACCUCUGAAAAAGGACCUCUGGAGAACAAAGAACUUGACAUCGUUCUUUCCGUUCCCUCUCCAUCGGAGUUGAAGGGCAAAGAUGCCAGCCGGCAUCCACAUCUCGAACCUUCUCCUUACGAACAUCACUUCGACACCUACAGCCUCGUGCAGCAGCUCGCUGCCAAAGAGCCUCCAGCAUAUACAGAGGAACAAGCCAUCACAUUGAUGAAAGCAAUUCGCCUGAUGCUAGCCAUGAAUCUGGAUUUCGCAAAGGAAGGUCUAGUCUCGAAGUCUGAUACAGAGAACGAAUCAUACCUGUUCCGUGCAGCGUGUUCAGAACUCAGCACUACGCUCCAGGCCACAAGGCACACGGAAACCCUAACACAACGCUCCCACCGCGCACAGCUGCAACACGAGUUCGACAUCCUAAAUCAAAAGGUCACCCAGGAUAUGUUGACAUUGCGUGAGGAGCUCAAGGGGCUGUUCAAUGAUCGGAAGCUGGGAUUGCAGGAAGAGAAACGGAAGAUCGACAGCAAAAUUUCAGAACUCAAUUACGAGAUCACAGUUCUUCUGAACAGCGAAGCAAAGAGCGAAGUUGAAGGCCUGAGAUGGGUGCUGACAAGACGAGCAGCUUUUGCUAUAGGAAUGUGUGCCUUCAUGAUCAUCUCAACGUUGAAUUACUCGUCCAUCAAAUCUCGUGAGAAGGAAGAAGCAGAGAAAAAACGUGAGGCAGCGGCCAAAGCGCAUGAAGAGAAAGUCGAAGCCGCUAAAUAUACCACGCCGAGCCGUGCUCAGGGAACCCAAACUGUCGAGUUUGAGGGGACCAUGGGGUGA
Exophiala aquamarina CBS 119918 is the source of this 1236-nucleotide messenger RNA. RefSeq lists its product as uncharacterized. The transcript has 2 exons. NCBI's taxonomy places the organism in Eukaryota, Fungi, Ascomycota, Eurotiomycetes, Chaetothyriales, Herpotrichiellaceae. Gene Ontology annotation, cellular component: mitochondrion. The record is from RefSeq and is a predicted model, not a curated record. The coding region runs from base 1 to 1236 and encodes 411 amino acids.